AAGCUCAAACACGUGUGUGUGUCUGUCCACGCUGUGAAUUUAGGAUCAGACAAACAUUUACCGAUCAUUGAUUAUUAAACCUGAUCAGAAAUGACGAAGACUAAGAAGGAGAAGGUGUCCACUGACGGAGAGGAGGCGGGAACCGGAGACGGGACCGUAGCCGGUACCGGGACCGAGAGGAGCUACCAGGAGCUCAUCUCAUGUCUGAACCCCAUCGCUCAGCCGCUGGCCUCCAAAAAACUCAGCAAGAAACUCUACAAAUGCGUCAAAAAGGCUUCCAAAGUGAAGAACAUCCGCAGAGGAGUGAAAGAAGUUCAGAAGUUCAUCAACAAAGGAGAGAAAGGCAUCGUGGUUUUGGCCGGCGACACGCUGCCCAUCGAGGUUUACUGUCACCUUCCCGUCAUGUGUGAGGACAGAAGUCUGCCGUACGCUUACAUCCCGUCUAAGAUGGAUUUAGGAUCCUCGGCUGGAUCCAAGAGGCCGACCUGCGUGAUCCUGAUCAAACCUCACGAGGAUUAUCAGGAAGCCUACGAUGAAUGUGUGGAGGAGGUGACGAGCCUCCCCAAACCUCUCUGAGCCAAUCACCGAGCAGCUCUGAGUGAUGUCACUAACCCCUGUGAGCCCGCAGCCAAUCACAGAGCAGAGUGAUGUCACUAACCCCUGUGAGCCCGCAGCCAAUCACAGAGCAGCUCUGAGUGAUGUCAAUAACCCCUGUGAGCCCGCAGCCAAUCACAGAGCAGAGUGAUGUCACUAACCCGCUCUGUAAAGAAACAGUCCGACAUUCAACCUGAACUGAGUUUAACGAGUCGGAGCCAAUCAUCUUCUGACUUCAGAGUUACGACCAAUCACAGCGAAGCAUCUGUGAGGCGGCCGCCCGACCAGCCAAUCAGAGGAGAGAACAGUUUCUCUUCAGUUUAACCUGAAACCUGACGACACGACGCGGAAAACGCUGGAAAAAUGGAAAAUAACGUUUAUUUUACAGUCUGAAAAAAUAAAAAUUCAGUUUUUUAGGAAGUUUAAUGAUCUUAAAUUUAUCUGCCAAACAUCAUGAUAAAUAAUUAAAAUAAAAGUUUAAAUGAAACUUUUCAAAUGAAACUGAUUAUUUCUAAUCAAACCUUCAGUUAGUUUUAAUGUUUCAGGAAAUAAUAAAAAAACAGACGUAAAAUAAAUGAUCUGAAUAUUUUUCUGGUUUCUUCUGAAAACUGUCGACGGUUUUAUUCUUUAUUCUUUAAAACAUCAAUCUUUGUUUCCUUUUGAAUGAUUUUUGGUGUUUGUGCUGUUUUUA
Molecule: messenger RNA, 1285 nt
Organism: Scomber scombrus (Atlantic mackerel)
Lineage: Eukaryota; Metazoa; Chordata; Actinopteri; Scombriformes; Scombridae
Gene: nhp2
Product: NHP2 ribonucleoprotein homolog (yeast)
Exons: 4
Coding region: 91-576 (161 amino acids)
Biological process (GO): rRNA pseudouridine synthesis; snRNA pseudouridine synthesis
Cellular component (GO): nucleolus; box H/ACA snoRNP complex
Molecular function (GO): box H/ACA snoRNA binding
Source: RefSeq, a predicted model, not a curated record